AUGAUUUCGAAAGGGAAUUGCAGCAGGUUAAAUUUAAUUGUAAGGUCAUGUUAUAAUGAUAAGAAUAAUUCCGGGAAUGAAAAUAAUGCUACCAACAGUGAAGGAGAAAAUAGAGACAAUUCAAAUUUGGCGACGGUGAGCUCAGCUGAUGAGAAGCCCGAUGAUAAUUCUGAUAAUUCGCCAACUUCUAUAUCGAACCGGACGCCGACUAUAUCUUCUAUUGGAUCAUCUUAUAAUAAUUUCCAAGUAGACUCUUUUAAAUUGAUAGAACUUCUAGGGCCUGAAAAGGUUGAUCCUGCUGAUGUAAAGGCUAUUAAGGAAAAGCUUUUUGGCUAUUCUACCUUUUGGGUAACCAAAGAGGAGCCGUUUGGGGAUCUAGGAGAGGGCAUUAUUUUCCUUGGCAAUCUUAGGGGAAAGAGGGAGGAUGUUUUUGCCAAACUUCAAACUCAGCUAGCUGAAAUAAUGGGAGAUAAGUACAACCUGUUCAUGGUGGAGGAACCUAAUGCUGAAGGACCAGAUCCGCGUGGUGGUCCUCGUGUCAGCUUUGGUAUGCUACGGAAAGAGGUCUCAGAACCAACUCCAACAACUCUUUGGCAGUAUGUGAUUGCUCUUCUGUUGUUUCUUCUUACCAUUGGUUCCUCAGUGGAGCUAGGAAUAGCAUCUCAGAUAAAUAGACUUCCUCCAGAGGUGGUCAAAUACUUCACAGAUCCAAAUGCCAUUGAACCACCAGAUAUGCAGCUUCUAGUACCAUUUGUGGACUCUGCUUUGCCCCUUGCCUAUGGUGUCUUGGGGGUUCAGCUGUUUCACGAAGUUGGACAUUUUCUGGCUGCAUUUCCUAGGAAGGUGAAAUUAAGCAUUCCUUACUUUAUUCCGAACAUUACCCUUGGAAGCUUUGGAGCAAUUACUCAGUUCAAGUCCAUUCUGCCUGAUCGAAAAACAAAAGUAGAUAUUUCUUUGUCCGGACCAUUUGCAGGUGCUGCAUUGUCUUUAUCUAUGUUCACCAUUGGCCUGCUACUUUCAUCAAAUCCAGCCGUGGCAGGAGAUUUAGUGCAGGUUCCUAGUUUGCUUUUUCAAGGCUCUUUGCUUCUUGGACUUGUUAGUCGGGCUGCUCUUGGUUAUACGGCAAUGCAUGCAGCAACAGUUUCAAUCCAUCCCCUUGUUAUUGCUGGCUGGUGUGGGUUAACGACGACAGCUUUUAAUAUGCUCCCUAUUGGAUGCCUUGAUGGUGGAAGAGCUAUGCAGGGAGCAUUUGGAAAAGGUGCCUUGAUUGCUUCUGGUUUGGCCACUUACACAUUGCUGGGAUUAGGAGUGCUCGGUGGGCCUUUAUCGCUUCCUUGGGGAUUAUAUGUGCUUAUAUGUCAGAGGACUCCCGAGAAACCAUGUUUGAACGACGUAACAGAAGUUGGCACUUGGCGAAAGACGGUUUUUACAAUGGCAAUUAUCCUCGUAGUAUUGACGCUCCUUCCAGUGUGGGAUGAACUCGCCGAGGAGUUGGGUAUGGGUCUUGUAACCACGUUUUGA
Fraxinus pennsylvanica is the source of this 1521-nucleotide messenger RNA. The record is from the annotation of a GenBank genome assembly. NCBI's taxonomy places the organism in Eukaryota, Viridiplantae, Streptophyta, Magnoliopsida, Lamiales, Oleaceae.